AUACGAAAAUAUUUCAUCGCCACAAAUCGUCGCUAUAUUUUGGCAAAUAUACCAAAACUCUUAAAUACAGUCGGCUAACAUUAUUUAAGCGAGUCAAGCGAGAGGAGGGGAUCGAGGGAACACAUUUUCGCCACGAAUUUUGAAUUUUUACUCGAGAUACAGGGCUGAUAUUCAGCAUCAAUCAGAGAGAGAAGAGUGAAACCCCCCAAACGAUGGAGCAGGAUAGAGAUGGAAUGGAGCCAGAGCUGGAUGACAUCUCUGAAGAAGGUGCCGAUGAAGGCUUGAAUGAAGAUGAUAAACCACUGAAAGUAUCUGGAGGCGAUAGCUUAUCAAAGGAGGCAUCCAAACCUGGGAUCGUCUACCUGAGCCGAGUGCCCCCUCUAAUGAGGCCACAGAGAGUCAAGAAGAUCUUCUCGCGAUACGGUGAAAUUGGACGCGUGUUCUUACAAGCUGAAGACAAAUUUAACCGCAAGACCCGUAAAAAGAAAGGCGGUAGUAAAAGCAAGCGUUUCACUGAAGGCUGGAUCGAAUUCAUGGACAAAAAGAUUGCUAAGAGUAUUGCCCUGACAUUCAACAACACUCCAAUUGGAGGAAGGAAACGGAGCAUCUAUUAUGAGGAGCUGUGGAAUCUGAAGUAUCUUCAUCGCUUCCAGUGGGCACAUCUAGCGGAGCGUCUGGAAUACGAACGACAGGUGCGUCAGCAGCGAAUCCGUACUGAGAUCUCCCAGGUCAAACGAGAGACAGGCUUUUACAUGAAGAGCGUGGAACUCGGUGAUCAGUUGGUGAAACAGGAGAAGAAGACGAGAGAGAAAGGCAAGGAGUGGAUAGCAAGAGUUCGAGCUCAUAAACAAAGAGUUACUCAAGAUGAGUUCGAGGACACCAAGCCAAGGAAGUCUGGAAAAGUUUCAAAGAACACUUUGGGAAUGAUCUUCAAGAAAACCAGCAAGUCAUGACAAGACAUUCUGUGUUGCAAGGAUUAAUCAUCGAUAAAUACCUGUACAAACUUUGAAGUUCAUUUCUAUUGCCAGGUAAUAGACUGAUUAGCCUUUGUAAAUUAUUGUAGAUUUGAUACCAAUUCAUGACGAAGUCCUUCUUCGCGAUUUUAUUAUCUUAUUGACAUUAUUAUUUUAUGGAGUCAUGAGUAUUAUUCAUAUGAGGUAGUGUUGCCUUAAUUUGGCAUUUUUUUCCGCAGGAAAAGUAAUUUCCUUUGCCUGUAUUAAUGAGAGGAAAAUAAUAAGGAUUUCAGGAAUAUAUUUUUAGGGUACACUUCUACAACUCAUAUUCAACUUUGUAUACUAAAUUAUAGUCACAGCAAACAAUCAUUCCAUGAUAAAUUCUUUAAAUUCACAACCAAAUGUCCCCAUACCAUCGUACUUGUAGAUUUAGAUCUAGUGAAUUAACGUAAAUGUGAUUUUGUUAAAUUAUGAAAUCUAAGCUGAAAGUGAACUGGGCACACUGAAGAUCGCAAACACAGAUACAAGAGCUGCGAAAGCGAUUGUGAUUUUUUGCAUGGUCAGCCCCCCAAUUUCAAAACCGUUCUGCAGCCCCCAAGAUAAGCAUAUUUAAGAUUCAUGUAUUAUUUCGCUUCAAUACAGACCAAGUAGGUGUUUCAUAAUGCAGUUCAUCAGUUACUCUACAAGUGACAUUACGAAUGACUGGUAACCCUUUCUUGUAGUAAAUGCUAUGAAUAAUGUUUCAUAAAACUGUUCAUAAGUUACAAAUGAGUUUACGAAUGACUAGUGAUCCUUUCCUGUGGUACGAAUAUAUUUUAUAAAAUAGGUGUAUUUUAUUUCAAGCAUCGCGAUUGGCCAAUACGCAUCACAUGACAUCCAACUUCUUUGUGCAUGUACGGCAGUGCAAAAGGUGCGCAACGAAAAUUGACAUUGCACGCUCAAGCAGACCAGUGCGGUAGAAGUCCCGGGAGAAGUCCAACAAAACUGUACUGUAACUUCUUAAGAAUUUGUUUCUGUUAUGUUUUUUUAUCAAACAAAUAAUGCACUUGCUCUGCUGUGCAUAAAAGUAAAUGCAGAGAAAGCUCGGUUUCUUCAGAUGGUGCACACUGGGCACUCGCCGCCAGCGGCUCAUGCACAGUGCGGCACCUAUCUAAAGAAACCUCGCGUGCUCUGCAUUUCCACUAACGUACUCGGCUGCAUGCAUAAUUUGUAUAAUAUGCACCAAAUUUGCAAUGGUGUUAAUUUUGCUCCUCAGAAUGGAUCAGCAGUCAUUUAUAAAGUCCGCUAAUGACUUACCUACAGCUUUAUGAAACAUUAUCCAGUAAAUGAAAUCAAAUGUAUGUACUCACUAUAAGUCUUUAAAGCUAUUCAAAUGAUUCAUUCGUUGUCAUCAAGUUUUCAAUUUAAUUUUUUUAUGCAAUUAUGUGAAUGAAAUUUCAGGUCAUCGGAUCAAGUACAUUCCUUGGUGCUUGUAUGCGAAGAAUAUUUUGUUUCAAGUUUGUGUUCUCUCGUAAAUAUCAGAUAAAAUUUUAGAAGCAUUGGCAUGUUUCCGGGCAAAAGGAGCUCCUACUGACUUACUACAUAAAAUCAUAUUGUAUGAUGUCUGGACAAGAUGACCAAAAGAAACAUAGCCAAUCCCCAGUUCAUGCCUUAAAUGUCAUUUUUUAUGGUAUGGCCACUUUACCUUAGAGCCCUUUCAUUUUUUUUUUCAAUUGAAAAAAUUCUGAAAAAUUGAAAGAAGCACCAACAGUUUCCAGCCAUUCGGUACCACAGGUUAGCCCUAGUGACCUUGAUUAUUAAAUUGUAUAUAUUCAGAAGGUAAAUUUGAAGAAAGUCAAUACAAAGUCAAUACUGCUGCUAUACUGCAUUUUCAUUGAUAAGCUCAUGAACAAAGAUAGACCACAUGGCCUACUAGCAGAUGGUCUAAUUCUUGGAUCUUCUUACACCAUCACCAACAGUGUAAUGUUCACUUAGUCUGUCCAGCGCAGAUGGUCUAAUUUCCACUUCAUCUGUAUAUUGUUUUUCAUAUUGUCCAACAGAAAUUUUGUUCAUACCAGUUCAUCUAAUCACAUAGACUAAGCGGUAUUAGACCAAGUGGAUAUUAGACCAAAUGGGUCUAGCCUUUCUGGGCGCAUCGUGGUCUAGUGGUUCUGACUCUCGCCUUUCAACAGAGGGUCGUGGGUUCGAAUCCUAGCCAUGGCGUGUUUUCCUUCAGCAAGAAAUUUAUCCACACUGCUGCACUUGACCAAGGUGAGGUGAAUGGGUACCCGGCAGGAUUAUUUCCUUGAAUGCUCUGAGCGUCGGUGAUGGUAGCUCGAGCUAAAGCCGGGUUAUAAUAGCAGCACUUUGUAUCCUCAGGCAAAAGCGCUUUAUAAAUCCAGCUAUCAUUAUUAUUAUUCCUGGAUAUAAGACAAAUAAUGGGUUGAAUAGGCUAAAUUGCUAUUUCACCAAGUGGUUAGUAGACAAAUUGGUUGAAGAUGAAAUAGUAUUAGACCAUGUGGUAUGAGAAAAAAAUGGAAAGUAUACAGAGUGGGUGUAGAUUAGACUGAAAAAUCCGCUGUUUCAGAGGAGUUUUUCAACAUUUUAUGAUUUUUCUCAGUCCUCCUGGUGGUAGGGCAUGCCGCAAAGCCAGAGGAAGUCUCCGCUGAGCAUGUCCUGACUGAAAUAGACUGAUUUUUUGUCUUGUGAAGAACAUAAGCCUAUAGACACAGGAUAUUCCUGUUCUGGGUGUUCAUGGUAUAUGGUAACAUAAAUGAAUACUUUGUAAGAAAAUAAGAAUAAAAUAACCCACGAAAUAUAAACAAAAAUCUGCCUAUCGCAAAAGAAUAAUUAAUAUUAAAGUCAUCUAAAUUCAAAACAUACAUAAGAA
Lytechinus pictus (painted urchin) is the source of this 3822-nucleotide messenger RNA. RefSeq names its product activator of basal transcription 1-like. Gene Ontology annotation, biological process: endonucleolytic cleavage in ITS1 to separate SSU-rRNA from 5.8S rRNA and LSU-rRNA from tricistronic rRNA transcript (SSU-rRNA, 5.8S rRNA, LSU-rRNA); small-subunit processome assembly; endonucleolytic cleavage in 5'-ETS of tricistronic rRNA transcript (SSU-rRNA, 5.8S rRNA, LSU-rRNA). Gene Ontology annotation, molecular function: RNA binding. The transcript is spliced from 3 exons. The record is from RefSeq and is a predicted model, not a curated record. Lineage: Eukaryota; Metazoa; Echinodermata; Echinoidea; Temnopleuroida; Toxopneustidae. The coding region runs from base 213 to 953 and encodes 246 amino acids. Gene Ontology annotation, cellular component: nucleolus.